AUGUUGUUUUUAUCUAGUCAAGUUGUUGGCCCGCGCCACCCUUUUGUAAAGGACCCAUACAUAGACUAUGAGAUAGAUAGCGAUGAGGAUUGGGAAGAGGAUGAACCUGGUGAAAGCCUAUCAGAUUCUGAAAAGGAUGACGAAGAUGAAAGUGCGGAGGGACAUCUAAAGGAUGAUGAAGAAGAGGAAAGUGAAGAUGGAUUCUUUGUUCCUGAUGGAUAUCUCUCGGAGAAUGAGGGAGUGAAGGCCGAUGAAGUAGAAUCUGAUGAUUUGGUUGAGGAAGUAAGAAAUCUGCCUAAUUCUGAACAGCAAGUGCAGAGUGAAGAAUUCUGCACCUUGCUCCGGCAGCAGAAAUAUCUGAAGAAUUUGACAGAGCAUGCGCUUAAAAAGAACCAGCCAUUGAUAAUAUUGAAUCUUAUGCAUGAAAAGACCGCAUCGUUAUCAGCUGAAGAGCUCACUGGUACAGAGAGGCUUGAGAGAAUGUGCUUGCAAACACUUUCUAUGCGUCCUUUGCCUGGUUUCCCAGAUAUAGAAAUAUCAACUCAUAAUGAUGUGGUGGAUGAGGAUCAAGAAGCUUUCUCUGCCAAAUUAAGUACAAAACUGCCUGCAACUGCUGCAGCUUUAGUAGACUCGGACUUGCCUCAGAUUAUAUCUGUCAUUCAGUCAUGCCCACACAGUAUUGGAAAGAUAACAAAGUCACUACAUAAUAAGUUUCCAGAUGUGCCAAAAUCCCAAAUAAGGAAUAAAGUGCGGGAAAUAUCUGAUUUCUCUGAUAACCGUUGGCAGGUUAAGAAAGAAGUUCUGAGCAAGCAUGGCCUUGCUAUAUCGCCAGAAACGACUUGUGGGAAGACAAAAAGCAUUGCUACAUUCUUGAAAAGAUGCUUGCCUCCAUUGGGAACGACUUUGAACUUUAGUGAAUCAUCCCCACAAUCUUGUGAGAAACAUGCAGCCGCUCUUGAACCACCCCAUGAUGUCUCAUUUGAACAUUGAUGAGCAUCGUGGGUUCUUUUCCGUAUCUCAUAUGUAACUAGUUCAAUCAUGUAAGUGUUGCUAGCAUUGCAAGUUUCGGCAAUGUCUCUUAACAGUAUGUUGUCCAUUUAAAUGAUAAGAAUGUUUUGCUAGUACCUCAAAACCAAGACGAUGGUACAGGAAAUGGGUUUCGACAGUUGUUGCAAAACUACAGUUGUGAGUCUUAAUGUUGGUAAUGAGCAUUGAUGUGUUAAGAGGUAGAGGCUAUGGGUGGCAUUAGAUUUGAUAGUAUAUGAUAUAAGU
Sesamum indicum (sesame) is the source of this 1272-nucleotide messenger RNA. NCBI's taxonomy places the organism in Eukaryota, Viridiplantae, Streptophyta, Magnoliopsida, Lamiales, Pedaliaceae. The record is from RefSeq and is a predicted model, not a curated record.